AUGACACAGCUGAGAGCGAAUAAGCGAGGCAAGGAGGACCUCAUGGAGAAGAUUCUCCCUCUCAUCGAGUCGGUCACGACCUCGAGGGAGAUGGUGCCGUCGGAUUUGACCCGUGGGUAUGACGGCUUCGUUUUCCCUGGGCCGUUGUCGCAAAGCGAGAGGAUAGGCCGCACGCUAGCAUUCUGGGGAAGCAUGGGUCGUAUUCUGGUGAGGUACUACCUGCAAGAGCGGGAUCAGGGGGCAACCGAGGAGCAGUGGCAGGACCUGCACAACUGGGGAAGCAAGCUGGUGACAGACACUAUCACGGACCUCAGAGGGUACUACGUUAAGACGGGGCAGGUCCUGUCGACAAGGGUAGAUCUUUUCCCGGAGCAGUACACAUCCAAGCUUCAGAGCCUGCAGGACUCUGUAGAGCCAAUCCCGACGGAACUGGUAAAGGCGCUCAUCUCACAGGAGCUUUUAGAGGGAGAGCCGCUAGAAACGCUGUUCAGCGCGUUCGACGAGGUGCCCUUGGGAUCGGCCUCGAUUGCCCAGGUGCACAAGGCUGUGCUCAGGGACGGCCGCACGGUGGCGGUUAAGGUACAAAGACCGGCAGAGGAGCCCAAGCUGCGGGCAGACGUGGCUAACCUUAAGGCCUUCGCCGGGAGGUUUAGGGAAGUUCUUCCGGCGGAUUACUACCCGGUGUUUUGUGAGCUGGAGAGGGUGCUGGAUAGCGAAUUAGACUUUCGAGCUGAGGCUCAGGCGAUGGAGAAGAUCGCAGCGGGCGUGGCCCACUCGGUGGAUGGGAGCAGAGCCCGCCCGCCGAUAGUGGUGCCGAGACCGGUGCCGGGACUUUGCAGUGGGAGGGUCUUGGUCAUGGAGUACGUGCAGGGGAUGGCUCUCAACAGGCUAGCCGAACGGCUGACCGAGUUGGGGCUCGUGGAGACUUCUCCAGAGGCUAGGGUUUUCGGAAAACGCCUCCUGACGUCCCUGACCGAGGCCUUCGGGCGGAUGAUAUUCGGGGCGGGUUUUGUUCACGGCGAUCCCCAUCCAGGCAAUAUUUUCAUCAUGGACGGUGGUCAGGUGGCGCUCAUCGACUGCGGCCAGGUCAAGCAAAUCUCCAUCACCCAAAAGUUGAGACUGGCCAACCUCAUCUGCAAGCUGGAGCAGUGGAACAAGCCCAACGGGCCUACUUGCGCCGAAAUCGCCAAAGAUGUAAAGGAUUUCGGGGUGGAGGUUGCUGAGGGUGCGGGAGACGAGGCCCUAACCGCUACCGCGAUCCUUCUCUUCGGACCGGGAGGAAUGGAACUUCCUGGCGGCUAUGACACCAACGAGAUGAGCAGCACCUCUCCUUUGAAACAGCUCAAGGCGUUCCCGCAAGAGCUAGUGCUCAUGGGACGUGCCACGGUAAUGAUCAAGGGGAUCGCCGCGGCGCUGGGGCUCAAAUGGAAUCUCGCGGCGAGGUGGGAACCGGCCGCUAGGCAGGCAAUAGAGUGUGGGGACGAGGGGUGUGCCGUACCCGUGUACGCCAUGACGCCCCCCCCGGUGGGGGGGUCGAAGGGGAUAGUGAGACCCAGCUUCAAGGAGGUUCGGGGGUCUAUUUGGAGAGCGCAGAACACGGCCAAGAGCUGGUUCAUAGCGAAGUCGGGAGAGGCCGUGCCGCCAAAGGUGAAACGAGGGGUGAUAUCGUGGGCGGCCAGCAUGGCCAUCAAUCCGGAGGACCAAGUCGAGGAGGGGGAAGAGGACAUCAACGACGGCGAUGCCGACGAAGGGAGUGCGCAUCACCACACCGAUACACCGUAG
Molecule: messenger RNA, 1782 nt
Organism: Ectocarpus siliculosus
Lineage: Eukaryota; Phaeophyceae; Ectocarpales; Ectocarpaceae
Source: the annotation of a GenBank genome assembly